CACCAUCCCUAUGCCCGUCCUUUGAAUGCCUAAUUUGCAACGAAGAUAUACUCGACAAUGGCAACAGGGUUGUUAACGUUAGGUGGAAGGUUGGUUGAAUUUCAGUUCUUUGGUCAUUUCAAGCCCAUAAGUGAUUUUAAUUUUAAACAGAAGUUUAAAAGAUAUAUCUUUUACUAGUCCGCGGCACUAGAUUACCCGCCCCAAAUAUAUUUUUCACUAGCCAGUCACUUGUCAAGUAAAGCGAUUUUCAUUGUCUGUCUGUCUUAAUAUGUUGUAAUUUGAUAUUUUCGGAAAUCGUUGCUACGCGGUCAGGUCGGAUAGAGUAUGUGAUAUUUCGGAACUGAGUCUAGUUCCUUCGCGUAGCUCAGUUGGCAGAGCAUUGGGCUGGUAUUCGAAAGGUCGUAGGUUCGAUUCCCACCGUGGCCAAGCAUGUUUUUCAAGCCUGCCUGGUGUGGAUAUACACUCAGAGUAACAUCACAGGCACACUGUCGAAAUGUUUGCAGUUUGGCAAUAAUAUAAUAAUUACAAUAUAAUCCCCCAUUUCCUUUUUAUUGUGAUUUGCAUGCAUAUCAGUAGUUUUUAUACGCCCAAUGUUCAACCUUCAAAAUUUGACAAAUGAUUAAAGAACGAUUAAAGAACGCAAAGGAAAGCUUGUGUCCCAACAGUCUAUUUAAUGGUUGAAAGUGCAAAAGUAAUAUACUUGAAUAGAAGAUCUAUCAGUUUAGACAUUUUUAUACUUUGUUACAGCUACCACCUGAGAAUACGCUCAAUGGUAUGGUGCGCCAGACUAGAUUGAAAUAUAGGGGAAAAGGGGAUAAUAUGACAAUUGUCAUAAUUUAUCGUAAUAUGACAACCGAGGGAUCUAUUGAGCUUAAAGUGAACAUGGAAUAUUUUGUGCAAGUGGCAAUUUGCACGCUGGAACAUCUUUGCAGUGGCUACAGUAAACCAAAGUUGAUAUCAAAACAUGCACCCGAGGAACAUGUGACAACUUCAGGUAAAAACAUAUGUAUAUGCAACAACAAAUCUGGAGGAAUUCAAAGAACGGGAUCGGGAAAAAUUGAAUUUUGUCGUCGGUAUACAGUAUACUGCAGACAGAAGAAAUUUUAACGUUCAUAAGAUUUUUGACAGCAAUAGAGUGAAGGACAUCACAAGAAAACUAUAAUUUUAAAGCGGGAAAUUUGAAAUUUUAGCAUACGACAGCCAUGCAUUAACAUUCUCCGUCCUAACGAAUUAAGGAAUAAGGGUGAACAGGUCUCAAUUUGAAAAAGUGAAACUGGAUAGGGUAUAAUUGUUUUCUGAUUCUCCGAGGUCAUCACUUUAGGAAUCUUUGCACAUUAGACGUGGGAACUCCCUCCUCUCCGCAGGUAAAAUUGAAAAAGACUCGCCAACAGUAUCAACAGUAUUCUACAGUAUACAUACAAAUCAAACUUAAUCCCAUUUUGUAUUUUUAUUGCUUUUUAAACAGACGUUUCCAGUUUUCAGAAAUUUAUAUACUGUAUACUCAGUUCAAAGCGUACAUGCAGCAUAUACAUAGAAUAAAUUUUAUUUCAAACUGGUUUGUUCUUUUCAUGAUUUAGGGAAUUCAAAAAUCCUGGUAAUUGGCCUCACUGUUGGAUGUCUGUGUUUAUUUAUUGUUCUCGUAUUGUUUUGUGGAGUCUUAAG
This is a messenger RNA of Paramuricea clavata, 1662 nucleotides long. The record is from the annotation of a GenBank genome assembly. NCBI's taxonomy places the organism in Eukaryota, Metazoa, Cnidaria, Anthozoa, Malacalcyonacea, Plexauridae.